CUCCCCCUUCUUUCAUCCUCUCAAAAAAAAAGUAUCCUAAAUAUAUUUCUGUGUACCAAAAACUCUCCCGCCGCACCCCACCUUCUACAUCACCCUCAAAUUUCGUACCACAAUAAGCCAUGUCUACCCCCACUACUCCCAACUUCGAGUACGUCCAAGGAUUAAUCGCUGAAUGGAAGCAGACCCCCAAUUCACAGGUCAAGUCCAAUAUGGAGGACGAAAUAGAGCGCGGAUUCGAAUCUCUCAUAGCAAGCACCAUUGAAACAAGGGAGCGUCUCCGGCAAGAGCUUGAGGAAGAGCGCCAGCUUAAUGCUCAGCUCCAUAGAGAGCUUGACAGCAGAAAUAUGUGAAUAACCAACAAAACAAAAUAAAUAGCC
Molecule: messenger RNA, 377 nt
Organism: Linderina pennispora
Lineage: Eukaryota; Fungi; Kickxellomycota; Kickxellomycetes; Kickxellales; Kickxellaceae
Exons: 1
Coding region: 120-350 (76 amino acids)
Source: RefSeq, a predicted model, not a curated record